GCAAGAUAUGCAGUUAAAAUUAUAUUAACUUAUCUCAUGAUAACCUAAAUAUAUUUUUAAUGAUUUUUUUCAACUUUGUAAUAUGUUAUAUUUUUCUUUGUAUUACAUCCUUAAAUUGAUGCUUGAUCCACUUCUAAGCUCAUCCUGACUUGCAUUAACCUGCAAAGUUUCUUCUUAUAGUUUUGAUUUUAUUGUACUUCAGUGACUACAAGGCAUCCAUGGACUGAUCUAGCACAGCAGCCCCAGUGCUCCCUCCACCAUGCUUCACAGCUGGAUUGAAGUGUCCCUGCUUGAGUGCUCAAAUCCCUUUGUUUCCUCAAACCUGGUCUACCUUUUUUUCCUCUUGCCAAAAAGUCCAGUGUUUGUCUCACCUCUUCACAGAACAGAAAAUUAGGUAGACUGUGAUAUUUUUGUCAAGCUGUAAUGAUCUUGCUGUGUUCUGGGUGUUUCUUCACCUCUUUCAGGAUUGCAGGAUUGCUGAGCUCGAUAACCCACCCUUCCAAGAAGUGUUUGGAAAACAGGUACACACAUACUUUUUAUUCAGCCUGCGCUUUGAGUGUGUGUGUUUAAUAAAGAUGGGACAGUGCCAUUGUUUAUUAGUUUUAUGGGUUGGUGUUUAUGUAUCAUUUUAAUUUAGGUUUUAGAAAUCUAUUGGAAAGUGGUGGUAAUUUUCUUUUAACUGUACCGGUACUUUAAAAAGUUGCAGUGUCAUCAUACAUUUAUAAGUGCAGGCUUGAUAGCUUAGUGCACUAAAAGUGAAAAACCUCAUGAGCAUCUAUUAAGGGAUGACUUACUGUUUUUUAUUUUCUGCAAAGGGAUCUAAAGCCUUGGCAAAUUGUUUAAUACCGUUUAUAAAAGCCAUUAGUCACAACUUAUGAACCCUUUAUAAAUGCUGCCUUAUGUGACGUUCGGGGAUCUAAGUCCUGUUAAUGCAUUUUAGGAUGCAAUUGAAAUGUCGCAGAGAGCCUGCUGCUGGGUGUGCUGCAGACUGAUAAACUGCAUUAAAAUCACCACCGAGGGUCACAGAAACACUUCACUGUGAGUAUUAGUGAUAUGUUUUUUCUUUUUUUCGCGCGGGUGGGUUGUUAUCGCGAGGAGCUCUGAAGCUCAAGAGGUGAAGUGAAGCGAGAGUGGGCUUUUUCCCUUUUUUUUUUCUUUUCUUUUUUUUCUUUUUUUUACGUCGACGCUUCCAGGGUGGCAUAGAAAGGAGGACUUUUGCGGGCUCUAAUGGCUUAGUGGGUACACUGACUGCAUACAUGCUUGAUAUGACAUCAUUGCGAGGGUUUGGGGUAGGCUAUCCGUUUCCCUCCCGGAGCACUGCUUGUCACACAUCUGUAACCGCUGGAAUCCUUUUUUUCAGCACCUGGACAGCUCCCGCUCGUGAACCUCUUAUUAUUAUCGGGCACAUGGAGUUCCUGAUGUGAUUCUGGGGGAAGCCCUGCAAGCACAUCAUGCCUCCCUGCGAAGAUGUCGUUAUCACCCUGAUUCAGUGACAGCCUCGUCGUCUCCUUCUGAAGGAUGGUGCUUACAGUCCGGAGUAGGUGUUUUUGUCGUGCGCUAUCUUCUGAGAGGCGAUACGGGUGCUUGGCCAACGCAAAUCUAAGGCUAAUCGCAACCUACACACAGCAAGAUCCGAGCUUCCCUCACACUGAUCAUCAUCAUCAUCCACGGCGAGGAGGGAGAUAUAACCAUCAUCACUGCGAGGGCAAAGGAGUCACGACCACACUUUACACAAUGUAGAGCAAGACAACACAAGAGGAGCCCAGUCUCUGCAGCGGUGAAAUCAUAUUUCACACUUGGGGUUAUUUAGCGUGGACGUCUAUUUGCAGCAACAAGACCUCGACAUGAGCAACACUCAGGCUCCUCCCCAGACCGGAGCCUCAGAGCUGGAGGUCAUCUCCCAGCAGGUAGAGGACGACAACCAGUGUGUGGCCCCCGUCCAGCUGGUCAGCUUCACCUACAGGGAUUUGCCUUUGGCGGCACUGGACAUAUCCCUCGCUGGAUCCCAGCUCAUAUCUAACCCAGAUGAAGAGGAUAGCAGAGAGGGGUCAAACUGGCUGAAGCCAUGCUGUGGACGAAGGGCAGCGCUGUGGCAGGUCUGUCUGCUGUCGGCAGGCUUCAACUGCUUCCUAGUGGCCUGUGUCAUUCUGGUGGUGGUGCUGCUGCUGCUGGAGCUGCUCAUAGACACCAAGCUGUUACAGUUUAAUAAUGCAUUCCAGUUUGCCAGCAUCAUCCACUGGAUCAGCCUGGCCAUUCUUUCUGUGUUCUUCACUGAGACCGUGUUCAGGAUCGUGGUGUUGGGGAUAUGGGAUUACAUCGAGAACAAAGUAGAGGUGUUUGAUGGAGCUGUCAUCGUACUCUCUCUGGCCCCCAUGGUGGCCUCCACAGUGGCCAAUGGCCCCAGCAGCCCCUGGGAUGCUAUCGGUCUCAUCGUUACGCUGCGGAUCUGGAGGGUUAAGAGGAUCAUUGACGCCUAUGUCCUGCAAGUAAAGGUGGAAAUGGAGCUGGAGAUCCAACAGUAUGAGAAGGCCAAGGCUGUGAGGGAGGAACAGCUUGAUCGACUCACCCAGAUCUGCCAAGAACAGGCCUUUGAAAUCAGGCAGCUCAGGGCCCACCUGGCUCAGCAGGACCUGGAUCUUGUUGCCGAGCGUGAAGCAGCCAUGCAGAUCCACCAUGUGUGGGGUAAACAGAGCAGCAGUUUCCAGGAGGUGGACGGUCUGGCCCCUGGGGCCUCUGAGCAUCACAGGCCAAACAAAGUUAGAGAGCCUGGGGGUGCUGCAGAUCAUCAUGGUCAAGAUGACAUGAACAACUAUAUCAGCCAGUACUACAGUGAGCCAAGCAGUGACACAGGGAUCCCAGACCCAGCGCGAGUCAUUACAACAGCAGCCAUAGAUGUGCACCUGCCUAACAACCCGAGUCAGCUACCGCCCUCUUUGGUAAGCGCCGAAGCGGUGCCGUCCAGCCGUUUGCAGCGCACAGGCAGCUCGGUCAGCGAAGCCUCCACAACCACAGUGUCCCGCGCCAGCUUCAGCACCCGUCAGCACAGCAUCAGCAGCCACACACUUGGCUCCACCAUGGACUGCAGCUCCACGGUGCGCGAGGCCUCCACGUCCACAGACUACAGCGACCAACGUUGCUACCCUCCGCCCUACAGCAGCCCUCUGGCUCUGGGCACUCAGCCGAGAGGGAGCCCCAGCGCUGUGGUGCAGGAGUUGCUCUCUUCUCUGUCUGAGGACUCAUGUCUCACACAAAAGGGCCUCGACCCCGUCAACCUGAAACCACCCAGCCCAACAGGUUCCACAAAAACCAGCCCCGAGCUGGAACACAGGGUCAACAUCUACAACAAGAGGAACCAGGAGAGCCGAGUCGGACUCAACUCCAAGACAGUCAUCCAUCUGCAGGGUAACGAGCCUCUCCUAGAGGAGAAGUAUAGGAUGAUGGGGCCAGUAGAUACUCAAAUCAACCGUCUAUCAGAGACAUAAGAGCCUGUAAAAUGUAUAACUUCACAGGACUCGCUCUUUAUUUCAGCCACAAAAAUUAUUGCUCUACUAAAUUCCCAAACUUCGCUGCUGGGAGUCACUGGCACAUAAACUGUAUGUCUGACAUCCUCUUUGUACUACUGGAGCUGAGAGGAUGAACCCGUGGGAGCAGCACAAACAAAGGGCAUGGAUGAGAGAGGGAAGCAGAUUUGUUAUCAGGCAACACUUAUCAGGAAUUGAGACUCAUAAAAACACUUUUACUAAAAGAAACCAGCAACGGGGCUUUUGUCCAAAACUGAAAAUCACUUUUGAUACAUUAAAGUCUGAUUUCUAGGAAAUGAAACCAGUGAGAGGAUGGUGCUGAGGGCUUAGUUCCUCUGAUACACUUUGUAGAUGUGGAGAUAAUGGUGUAGGGACUGAUUUGAGAUAUAAAGUGAAAGUUUCUUUCUGAGUGUAAUAUGUAUAUGAGCCGUUUUGUCUGUCUAGAAUCUCCAAACUCAUAAAGAAAAGUCCUCUUUGAUGGACUGCUGCAGGGUACCAUUGGAUCUUCUUUCUAAUCUGUUUCUAUAUUUGCGUUAACAUUUUUAAUCUAAAUUCUGUGAGUGAAGAGAGUGCAGAAUCCUUUUGAUUGAUGGAUGAUUCGUGUUGAGUUUUUAUCCAGAUGCCAUGACUGGAAACCGACCAAACCCAGCUGAGUCAAUGUCUGAGAUUUUGCAAACUAUGGCAUGACCAUCACUCGACAAGCUAACUGAAAAACCUACCUACACAUGACAUAUUUCACACAAUUCAGGUCCAUCUUUUUUUCUUUGUAUUACUUUAAUGUUUGGAAGUUGUGUAAAUAUUUCAGAUUGGGUUUGGUCAUCUAGUCGCAGCUCAAAAACAGCGAGGGACUCGAAAGCUAGAAUAAAAUGCUGAAGAGGACAGAAUAGCAUGAACCUCUCAGAUUUGCCACCAUAUUGCAAAGUCUGUUUAUUGUUCUGUCAACAGGUACUUUCUAUCUUGAUCAUGGAAAGACAUCAUUGCAAAAAGAACCCAAUAAAGUGAAAAACAUGGCAAGUUAA
Messenger RNA from Haplochromis burtoni (Burton's mouthbrooder), 4540 nucleotides. Its product is annotated as transmembrane protein 266. Bases 1845 to 3482 code for a protein of 545 amino acids. Gene Ontology annotation, cellular component: plasma membrane. The transcript has 11 exons. NCBI's taxonomy places the organism in Eukaryota, Metazoa, Chordata, Actinopteri, Cichliformes, Cichlidae. The record is from RefSeq and is a predicted model, not a curated record. Gene Ontology annotation, molecular function: voltage-gated channel activity.